Lactuca virosa is the source of this 1158-nucleotide messenger RNA. The record is from the annotation of a GenBank genome assembly. NCBI's taxonomy places the organism in Eukaryota, Viridiplantae, Streptophyta, Magnoliopsida, Asterales, Asteraceae.
AUGUCAAAAAGAGGUGAACGUGGUAAACGAGGUAGACUAGCAAGAGAAGAUGGGCGACGUACCACUCCCUACAACACAUCAGUUCCGGACACAGUUUUUGAGACCGAGCAAGAAAGUGAUAGUAAUGCUACAAUUGCAAAGCGUGGCAUCACUUGUGGCAAAGGUGCUCGAAAGGCAAUGAAAGCGUCUAAGAAGAGAUUGCCCGUAGAAUUUAAUUUUGUAGCAAGGCGAGUAAUAUGUAACAAUGAAUCAGCUUUCACAUAUGAGUGUGGCUAUAUUUUACGUAAGAACUGUAGCUUACAACACAAAGAGUGGAGGCUUGUACCGAAGGAAGAGAAGUUUCCAUUACGCCACAAGCUAACUACACUUUUUGAUAUUGAUGUGGAAAAUGAGAAUGUUUGCAAAGUUAUCGAUAGCUAUAUGGCAAGGUCAUGGAGAAAUUUUCGAGCUGAGUUGCAUAAAUACUUUAAAGAGAUUGGAGGACCAGAAGACCCAAUAAAGGCAAAGACUAAACCCCCUUCAAAUAUUCGUAGCAAAGAAGACUGGGAGUAUCUAUGUGACAUGUGGUGUGAGCCAAAAUACAUGGAAAUUGCAAAAAAGAAGGUUGUUGCUCGCGGAAAGCAAAAAAUGGAGACAAGAAAUGGAUCGAAGAGUACAAUACGCUAUCAUGUUGAGCUUGGACAUGAUGUGGAUUCUUCAUUGGGUCAUAUUGAGACUUGGCGACUUACACAUUGGGAUGAAGAAAAAGGUUGGAAAUAUACAGAUAUGGCUGCAAAAUAUGAAGAAAUGAAAAAGAUGAGAAACGAGCAUUCCUUGGAAUCAAUGAGUGACAAGUUGAUUCUAGAGAAGGUACUUGGACGAAGCUUAGUUCGUUUGUUCGGGUGGGGACGUGAUCUUGUUGUCGCUGGUAACAUCGCAGGUUCUACUGAGAAAUCUAAGCAUCCUAGUUAUGAUGAAUUGGUGGAUGAAUUGGAAACAAUGAAAAGAGAACAUGAAGCUAUGAAGCAAAUAUUGAUUGAGAAAAACAUCAUGCCUCCUCCUCUUAGCACAUCAUCAGGACGAUCACAUGGUGAUACAUCUGAGUGUGGUACAUCUAAUCACACUCAUUCGGGACAGUCUCAUGAUGAAAAUACUGAUAUACAUGAUGAUAUGCAAUGA